AUGCAUCCAGAUGAAAGAAAGAGGGUUGAUAUCUUCGCCUUAAGCAUCUACAGCUUGGUAAUCUUUCCUAAGGCUUUGAGGCACGUAGACGAGACAAUCAUUAACUUAUUCGAUCAUCUUGAGAAGGGAAUCACACCUGUACCAGUGAUAUUGGUUGAGACAUUCAGAUCCUUGAGCACGUGUUGGAAGACAGGCGAGGGGAGGUUUAUUGGAUGUGUACAAUUAUUGAUGGUAUGGUUUCAUGGGCACUUUUGGAAGGUAGACAAGCUUUCUUAUCGGGUCUUUUCUGAAAGUUAUUCCCCGUUAAAAGAAGAGGCAGCUAUACAAAGGAGAGAGGAUAUCUCGGAGGAGAAGUGGAUGGAAAUCCUCCAAAACCUCAAGGAGGGGGAUAUAGAGUGGAGAGCUUAUUGGAUGGUUCCUGAUGAGAUCAUGUAUCAAUGUGGUAACUUUGAUUGGGUGCCAUUGUUAGGAAUUUGGGGAGCUACCGGGUAUACUCCAUUGCUUGCGUUGAGGCAAUAUAAAUUGAGGCAGUUUGUACCCACGAUCUACGGACUUGCUCAGUGUGAAUUCUCCUUUAAAGGUGCCCACUAUAAGAAGAAAGUUCGGGAGCUAUCGGAUGCUUGGAAGCAAACUCGUUGGAUGAAGAGGUUGGCUAUCGGUUCCAUGGUGACGCUUGAGUAUGAUGGAUGGUUUAGGAAGAGGGUUAAUGAUAAUGUUCCUAGACCAAACUUAGAAAAUACUCGACCUAUGGUGGAACAACUACAAAUCGUCCCUUCAGAGUUGGAAAUUAUAAAGCAAGACUUCGAGAAGAAGAGUUCAGAGUUUGGGAAAAAGAUCGAACAAUUGGAGGAAGAGAAGAUGCACUUGAGAUUAGACGCUGAUGUCCAAAGGUCAGAGGCUGAGAAGUGGAGAAAAGGGAAAACUAAGGCCGAAGAAGAUUUAGACAGCUUGAAGACUGAUUAUAAGAAGCUACGCUUGUCUAUGAGGACUACGGGGUUAGGUAAAACUUUCGAACAAUGGCGCCAUGAAAUUCGAGAAGAAAAGACCAAAGCCGACCGAUGGGAAAGGAAAUUUUGA
This is a messenger RNA of Gossypium arboreum, 1077 nucleotides long. RefSeq lists its product as uncharacterized. Lineage: Eukaryota; Viridiplantae; Streptophyta; Magnoliopsida; Malvales; Malvaceae. The coding region runs from base 1 to 1077 and encodes 358 amino acids. The transcript has a single exon. The record is from RefSeq and is a predicted model, not a curated record.